Etheostoma spectabile (orangethroat darter) is the source of this 3514-nucleotide messenger RNA. RefSeq names its product transmembrane protein 110, like (gene tmem110l). The record is from RefSeq and is a predicted model, not a curated record. Gene Ontology annotation, cellular component: membrane. Lineage: Eukaryota; Metazoa; Chordata; Actinopteri; Perciformes; Percidae.
CUGAUGCCUUUUAUUUUGAAAUGUUUUUUUUUUUUUUUACCGGAAGCUACACUUUCCAUUGUGUUUACGUUGUCAUCAUGAACGUGGAUGUGAGUCAGAUAAUCGAUUAUCUUGUUAGCUUUUUGCAUCAAGGGAUGUAGCUUCAGUCUCUGGGGACACUGAAGGAAAACUUUACCUUACGUUACAUCGAAAGCCGGAAAUAGAAAUCUGGCGGUUUGUUUUUCUCGAGUCAGAGAAAGGUAAGCCCUUCCUAGCCCACCGAGGGAGUGCACCUUUUGUGUCAGCCGGCUGUUUUUUUUCUUAAAUCGUGUCAACAUGGACAUGUACGCAUACAGCGGGGUCUUCUUGGUGAAAAGAUUCCUGGACAAUGGCGUUUUUGAAGUCACAAACACGUCUGACAUCAACAACUCGAAUCCCCACGGCUGCGAUAACGGCGCGCUGACGGACCGGUUCGGCGUCUUGAUCCAGGGACUCCUGGCUGUCGUUGCCUUCAGUACGCUGAUGUUGAAGAGGUUCCGGGAGCCUGUAGGGAUCAGACGACCGUGGAGGAUCUGGUUUUUUGACACAUCCAAGCAGGCCAUCGGUGCUCUUUUCCUCCACUUUGCCAACGUCUUCCUGUCCACGCUCACCGAAGAGGACCCAUGCUCCCUGUAUCUGAUGAACUUCCUGCUGGACGCCGUGCUGGGGAUGCUGGUCAUCUGGCUGGCCGUGAAGUUGGUGUCCAAACUAGUGGAGAACAAGCAGUGGACGUUGCUCAUGUUUGGUGAAUAUGGUGACCCUCCCCAGGCCGCAGCCUGGCUGGGUCAGUGCGGCAUCUACCUGCUCAUCAUGGUGCUGGAGAAAGCUGUGAUCAGCCUGGUGCUGCUCGUCCCCGGAUGGUCCAGAUUGCAGGAGGUGUUGCUAAGCUACAUUGCUAACCCUCAGCUGGAGCUGGUGCUGGUCAUGCUCAUUGUUCCCUUCAUAGUGAAUUCCAUCAUGUUCUGGGUGGUGGACAGCCUGAUGAUGAGGAAGUACAAGACGAUGAAGAGCCUGGACGACUCCUGCGACAGCGCGGUGAAGAAGGCUGACUCUCUGCCCUGGGCCAACAGUGAGGAGUCAUUGGUCCUGCUGGCUGCCGAGACAGACACAGACGAGGCUUCAGAGGGGGAGGAAGAGCCCGGUGAUGACGGACCAGACCCAUAUGUACAGUAUUCUGGAGGACCACUGAGACCCAGCUGGGUGGUGGUGUAAACCCAGGUGAUGCUACCCAUCUGGUCGCUAUCCGCACACCACAAACUCUUUAGAGCCUAAAUAAGAGCAAACGCAAACAAGCCUUGCAUCUGUAACUCCUCGAGUAUAAAUAUCGGCCUCCUUGUAAACAAAGGCACAAUUAAAAGGUCUUAGAACCUGUGAAUGUGAACACUACAGCCUGAGCUGCCUUCCUCUGCACUGAACUAGAGCUUGACUCGGUGCAUGCAUGUAAAUCAAAUAGCAUCUUGUGGGAGGAAUUUAGAAGCUUGUCAUCCUCUCACCUUGCUGCCUCCGUUUGCUGCAAGAGAACAUUAGAGCAACCACAAUUGAACGUGUUUGAAAAGAGAGAUUAUUGAGAAAGCAGCGCCCACAGGGCAAACCGUGCGGCUGGUAAUGACAAGCCCUUAGAUAAAUCUGUCUUCUCGUUACACUGGGGACUUUUGGAAAGGAUGUUGCUCUAAAGAGAGUCAUUUUUGUGUAUCAUAUUGCAAAGAGAAGAAAUGUACAAAUGCUCUAAGAUUUCACUCCGUAAAACAUAAUCACUUUUUAUCCAACUUUUUAAUUAAGGUGUAAUUAUAGUAAUUCCUGCAAUUUCUUCUUCUGGCUGCUUAUUUAAAGUCUAACUGUUAAUGGUCUUAUUUAUUUUUGUUUAAACCAUGCAUAUGUUGAUUUUUAUUGGCUGCUGCAGUCUUGAUGAGCCAAACAUGUUGAAAGCAGUGGUUAAAUGGAAAGUUUUAGUUCUUUGCAAGGACCAGGUCACACUACAUUUCUGCAAUGAUUUUCAUAUUUCUUGUAUACGAUGGAGUCCAGGCCACUGUUGGAGGGAAAACCCCUGAGACUUUCGUGAUAAUGUUGUAAUAUUUUGAGAAAAAGCUUUGAAAGUUCUCAGGAAAAAAGUGUCAAUUAUAAAAGAAAAGGUUACAGUAAAGUUAUAAUGUCAAGAGACAAAUGUCAUUUCAGGCAAGCUGUUUCCCUCUGUUUCCAGUGUUUGUGCUAAACUAAGCUAACCGUCUUCUGGCUGAAGCUUCAUGUUCAAAAGACAGAUAUCGUAGCGGUAUCGAUCUUCAGCAAAAAUGCGAAUAAGCAUAUUUUCGAAAAACUAUUGCUUUUUAAAGUGCCCAUAUCAUGCUCAUUUUAAGGUCCAUAAUUGUAUCAUCUUUGUUGGCAGUUGCACAUGCACAGUAACUAGGUACUGCCCUGUAGCUAUGGAGGCUACUGUGAUUCUAGCUAAAAGCUAGCGCUGUUAGCGGUUAGCCACCUCGUUUUCAAUGGCAAAACACUGCUACGACACACACAAGUUCACCCUAAUCUACAAAAGUAAAUGUAUAGAACUUACAUGUCCCUCGUCUGCAGGUAUUCCACACAAAGUUGGAAGUGCGCCCUUGUUUAGAAGAAGUCUCCCGGUUAAUCCUGCCUUGUACUGACCAAGGGUGGAGAAAGCUAGCUAAUGUGGUAUAUGCUAAAGUGGUUAGCACACACCAAAAAGCUUCGGCCGAUGACGUAGAAAGCCGUGGAGAUUUUGAACAGCUCACCCGGAGACUGAAGGCAGGACACAUUCAGAAACCGUGUCUCACUCAAAACAGCAUGGAUGGGUUUUUUCCGAGUUUGUAUGUGUGUGGAAGCACCAGAGACACUAACAAUUUUCUUUCAUAAUAUGGGCACUUCAAAAUGGCGCUUAAUGAAAAGAACAAAGUUUUUAGUAAAAACACCCUUUUCUUGAAAUGUUAUGUCUUUUACUGUUUGUUUUAUCAUAAAGUGAAGCCUUUAUUAUUUUUUAUCAAAAUCAUUACAAUCAUUCCAUCAUACCAUUAUUCCAUUUUCUCCACUCAAAAUAUUAUGACUUCAAUCUCAAAAUGUCAAAUUCGUUAUCCCUAAAAAUGGUCCUAAUACUCAUAAUAUGUCAUAAUAAUACGCUGGGAUGAUUCAGUAGCUGUGUAUCAAACUACUGCAAUUUAUGGCACAUUUCUUUUAUUUAUUCUGUUUAUAUUUAAUAAGUAUUUGACUUGAUGUAUUGUGGUCCAAUCUGUGGUAACAACAUUGGAACAGGACAUUUUUAGCGAAUAUAGCAAAUGAGAGAAUUUUAAGAGCCAACGCCGAACUACAGGUGCUAAACAUUUCCAUUCUCCUGUUAGCAUUUAAGCUUUAAAAGCCAAAAGGUCUACAGUUUGACAUAUUCCGACUGUAAUGUUUUUUUUUUUUUUAAUAUGCCAAUGUAUCUCGUGUAUUUACUUACUGAAUGUAUCUCUUUAAUCUGUACUAUGAAUAAAGAUGAUUGACACAUGAA